CUGAGUGCGGUGUCCCGGUCGCCUCAGGCUCUUCUGCUGCUCGAUCAUCAGGUCGGGGAGCAUUUUUCUCUUCGUUCUCGCCAUUUUAGUGGCCGCCCCCACAUUCAGGAUCUUCCCAAAUCUGUUCUUUUCUUUUGUGACUGUCUACGGAAUGUGUGAGGGCUGGUCGCGGCGGGGUCUCCCCUCUCCCCCCGUCUGCCCGCUGCCGACGUUCUCCUCUUUUCCAGAGCGUUUUCCAUGGUCACUUUGGCGCUGGGCGACGUCUUCUGACCAACUUUUGGUUUUCUUUGUCCUGACUUUGCAGGAUCGCCAAGUCCGUGCUUCAUCCCCCCCGGACCCCGCAGCAGCUGUUGGCAUUGCCUCCUUAACCCCUUCACGACCAGGAAACUGAACUUCAAGGGGAGACUCCUAUAGCCGAGACCCCACGACGCGCAGAUCCCCGGCGACCCAGAUACCGUUUCCUCCCAUCAGUGAUGAGAGAUUCAAACUUCAAGAAAGCAAAGAAGGAGAGACGGAAGAAUGUAAGAGAGGGGAGGGGGGAAGGAAGCCGAAAGUGAGAGACGGCCGAGGAGAGGGCAUGAAGACGGGCGAGACCUCAGCUGACGAGACCCAGCAGAAAGUGGUGCGCCAGUCAGAGGUCACGGGCACAGCUGACCCCUGCGGACUUCAGGCUGCACCCCGAGGUCUCUGGGAUGUCCUCACAGGAGACGUCUUAUGAGAUGAUUGAACUGAAGACCUUGAGUCCACGUGAUGAGCUGGAUGGUCUGGAUCUGACCAAGAACCCUAGAGGAGGACACCGCCUGGAGCGGACGAACGCGGUGCGGAUCCCCCCGGGCCGAGCGCCCCUCAUCCUACAGCGGAGCCUGCGGAGAAGGGUCGCACCAGGACAGGACGAUGCUCUGCCGCCAGGAAAAGUAGGGAAGGGCCAUUACUUCCAGCCGACGUCCCACACGCAGUACACCUGGUGCGACCUCUGCGGGGACUUCAUCUGGGGCAUCUACCGGAAGAGCCUGCGCUGUGCCUACUGCAGCUUCACGUGUCACUACCGGUGCCGCGCUCUCAUCCGGUUAGACUGCAGCAUAGGAGAAGACGCAGACAGCGACACAUCACAAGAUGCCACCUGGGAGAAAGACACUAAUGUGGUAAGAUCACCCUGCCGCCAUAUUACCAGGGCACUCUGGCGCCCCCCGACCACCUGGCCGUGCAGGGAACUACAGCCCUACAUAGGGGCCCCUUACUGAGACCCGCUUCUCCUUCCUAGUGCUGCCCUAACAGUCAUCUAAUUUAUGAAGAGGCGGGCCCCUGGCAGUCCAGGCCCCUGGCAGUCCGGGCCCCUGGAUGGUGUCAUUUUUCUUGCCAAUAUUUAUACCUAUUUACAGGCAAAAAUGUUAGUAAUUUGCGGAGGCUGGAGUCCUGCCCCCGACGCGCCCAACUGCCAAACAUGCUGGAAAACCGGCUGUGCGACUAAAUAUUGUUGCCGCCCGGUGAAAUCGGAGGCCGCUGACUAUUUUUUCGACUAAGGGCUCGUUCACACGACUGUUGGUGUCCUGUUCCCUUAUUGCGGACCGCAUUUGCAGAUCCGCAAUACACGGGCUCCGUUCCGUGUCAUUCUGCAUCACAGAUGUGGACCCAUUCAUUUCAAUGGGUCCGCAAAUCCGGAGAUGCGGAACGGAACCCCACAGAAGCAGUACGGAGUGGUUCCGUUCUGUUCCUCCGCACCGCAAAAAGAUAGAACUUGCUCUAUUUUUUUGCGGAACAGACGGAUCGCGGAGCCAUUGAAGUGAAUGAGUCUGCGAUCCCCAUGCGCCUGCCCCACGGAAGGUGCCCGUGCAGUGCGGGCCACAAUUUGCGGUUCACAGCACGGGCACGGGACACCAACAGCCGUGUGAACAAGCCCCUUAAGGAGUGCUGUGGCCCCUACAUUUCCAGGACUGGUGGGGCCCCUGCAGAUCCUAUGAUGGGCUGGGUGCCCACCCUGUGCAGCCAGGUAUGUUAACCCCUAAUGUCCCAGGGGAUCAGCAACCUCCGGCACUCCAGCUGUUCUGGACUACAACUCCCAGAAUCCUCCCCUCUAGGGGAGUUACAAGAAUAGCUGAGUAGGUGUGCAUGCUGGGAGUUGUGGUUUCACAGCGGCUGGAGCCCCACAGGUUGCCAGUCCCUGCCCUUAGCCGGCCCGAUCCUUCUCCGUGAUUCUGAUGAGAGUCAGGACGCGCCCAGACAUUUUACUGUAAAUGUGAAAAAACAAGGUCCCGCGGGGGCGGAGCAUGACACAUGGAUCCAGAGAGCCCCGCCCACACUGUAUCAGUUUUCCUGGGGGACUUCUUUACUAUUUCCAGCCUCUUUCCGCCGCUAUGUCAAGUCUAUAGUGGGAGAUAAGCGGCCGGCGCCCCUCCCCCGUCAGUCCGUUCUUUGUGAAUGUUAGCGUGGGGAGCGUUCUCUGUGCGGUCACAUGACCCCGUGGAUAAUUCUAAUUUCCCGCCGUUUCCUCUCCCCUUUGAGUACUGAAUUUUUUUGUGAGGCUUUGCUUUGACUCCAUUUGUUUAGUCAGCGACAAAUGGCGGUUGCGGCGUCUCGUAUACAGCAGCGGUUAUCACGUACGGGCUGUACAGGGCGCCAUGUGUCCGAGUAAUGGCUGCGGAUCGGGUUACAGCGCGCGGGGGGGGGGGCGACAACCAGGAACUAUUAAAAGCAGGAUGUUCUGACAUCUGGCAGCCCCCCCCCCAGGAUAUGUGGUCAUGUGACCGGGGGCAACACAAAGAACAAAGAUUAGGAUGAUCAGAUCUGAGCGGCGGGGCAGGAAGGGGUUAAUGACCAGGGGGGGCAUCAGAUGUCAUGUGCACCAUCACAGGGUUCCCCUUGCGUUCUCCCCCCAGCCCUGACUGACCUAUGAAUAGAAUGCGAGGACAGCAGUGAAGACUGACACAGGCAGAGCCACUGCCUGAUAACGCCAACAAGUUUCAGCAAAUGUGUCAUUUUCAAACCUUGAGGGAGUGGGCGUGGUUUGACAGGAGGGGGCGUGUCCUAAAUAUUUUAGAGUACGGGCACAGAGCGGCCGUGGUGCGGCGGAGUACCGGGCAAAACGGAUCAGAACCGCAUGGUCUAUUUAAUGGUCAUGCAGUAAACGGAUAAUUAGCCGGAUGUGAAAACCGCGCCAAUCCGCAAGUGUGAACACGGCCGGACACAUCAGCGGCUCGACUCUCUGCGGUCCUGGCGGUGGAUACAUUGUGUACAGUCCAGAGGUUACAAUGUAUCAGUCUGGAGUCCGAACAUUGAGGAUUGUCAGCGGCUCCGCGGAGACGCGGUCCGCCUCGACAGAAGUGGCGCGAGACUUCGGUUAGUUUGUAGUCACAUCUGCGCAUUUAAAAAUAGGAAUCCGAGGUUGGGCUUUGGUGCUCGCCGCUACCUCCGAUCCCUGCUUUAAAUAGUUUUUCAAUAUGAAUUCAGCAGGAAUCCACCGAACUAUUGCGCGAAUUCGGGCGAGACGAACUUUGGCUCCACGGAGCCCAUACAUUUUAAUGCAUACAAGCACACGAACGUUGUUUGUUUCCGUGUCCGUUCCGUUUUUUUUCGAGAUAGGAUGUGA
Bufo gargarizans (Asiatic toad) is the source of this 3583-nucleotide messenger RNA. It is a transcript of the gene RASSF1, whose product is annotated as Ras association domain family member 1. The record is from RefSeq and is a predicted model, not a curated record. Lineage: Eukaryota; Metazoa; Chordata; Amphibia; Anura; Bufonidae. Bases 693 to 1241 code for a protein of 182 amino acids. Gene Ontology annotation, molecular function: ATP binding; protein serine/threonine kinase activity. Gene Ontology annotation, biological process: protein phosphorylation. The transcript has 2 exons.